CGUUUUCAACUUUUGAUGAUUACUGCUGAGAGCUACACAUUUGUGACUUCUGGUACUUCCCUUUCAAAUUUGCAGAAGAACGGUAAGGCUACAGUAUCAUCAGAGGUACAGCAACACUGGGAAAAGCUGUUUCUAAAAUUGGAACGUUUACUUCAGUUGAAAGAUGCAGAGGUUACUUCAGAGGAUAAAGAAGGUUUGUGUAUGUUGGAAGAUUCGUAUAAAUCUAUUGUUUUUGCUCUUGAUGAACUACUAGAUGAAUUAAAGUCGGGAGAAAUUUUAUAUGAUCCUAGACGAAUGUUGCAUUGCCUUUUGAAUGGUCCUCUUCAAUUCAAAAACAAUUGGCAGAUGAUCCAGAACGGUCUAUACGCUUUUCCUUAUGUCUUUACAUUUCUUCAAGAGAGUCUUGAAGCGUUUUUGUCUACGGACGUUGAUUUUGUUUACUCCAAAAUUAUAAAAUUUUUAAAAGACGAAAAACGGGAACUGAGAGAGGCUGCAGCGUGGGCUUUCGGUUCAGUGGCUGAACUCAUCGGAAACAAAAUAUUUACUUUUUUUUCGAAGGAACUUCUCACCACGAAACAAUCCAAAGACACGAGAGAAUUAGAAGGAUUUCAAGUUGCUGUUGGUUUUACUGUUAGAAGCUGCAAAGACAUCAGCUACGAAAAUUUUGCUUUUUGUUUGGACUAUCUCCUUCCUUUUAUGUUUCUUGAUCUCUCUGAUACGCACCGGAAUGCAGUUCGUGUGCAGAGUAUAAAAGCGGUUGAACGCUGCAUUUCAGAAAUUCACGGGCAGCUUUUGGUACUUAAAAACACCGAUGAAAAUCUUACUUGGCAUGCAAGACUUGCUGAAAGCGCCCGAAAAUUGUUAAGUGACGAGGAAAUUACCGUCAGAAGAGCAGCCGCUUCGUUGCUAAACUGCUUGCUUUCGGUUCCAAACACUGAAACCGGCAUCGCGGAUCACGUGGAGAUGCUUCUUGAUGACCUUUCUCAGGCAACCACGUGGGUCCACCGCCACGGCAUCAAUAUGACUAUGCACCUUUUAUGUCUGGACACCGUUAAGGUUUUGCGGUUAGAAGGCCUGCUGGAUCGUCUCCUCGAGAGCAUGCAAGUUCAGAAUAGGCACACGCAUCCCGGAGUGCCUCGAAGGACGGCCGUGACUAUUUGCGGGCCUGCUAAUGCCGAAGCCGGAUCUGCCAUAGUCGCGCUUUAUAAAUCGCUCUGGCAGCUUGGGCACCCCAGGGCGCAUACCCUUUAUCAGAGCGUGGUCCAUGCGGAGCUUCUGGCUCUUUUGGAGUCACCCAUCCCACAUUGUCAGGACGCGGGAGGAGCGUGCUUUAACUUCCUGCUAAACAUGGAUUGUCUGUCGGAGCAGCAGAAGCUCGAGCUGCUCGUCCACUCUUACCAGAACAAUUACGGUCACGGCGCCGUGGCCCAAUCAAAUUCCAGAAACUGGGACUUUGUGUUAGAAGAGAAAAAGAAAGCCGGUGUCUCCCCUGACGAGUUUGUUGCUUCUGUUGCGCCACUGCUGCUCUCCUGGAUAUCGCAGGACGGCCACUUGAACUCCGAACUUAUCGAUGUGCGCGAAAGUUACUUCAGAGCACUCGCUGAGCUAUUUCGUUCCGUGGAGCAAAGCCUUUUCGUGUCCCUACCCACUCCCGGCUAUGUACUAGAAAGCAUCAUUGCGGGCUGCAAGAACACAGACGAAGACGGCAGCGAGUAUGCGCGAGUGGAAGCGUGGAAGGCCUUGCAUGCUUUUUUUAUCCUCUGUGCACGUGGCACCUGUUCAGAGGAAGUUAUUAUUGCACUUGCCGACAAUUUCGUCGAGCUUGCAGCAGAAGGCCUGUGCGACGAGGAGAAUGCAGUUGUUGGGAGCGUCUUGAAGGCAAUUUGCAGCUUGAAAAUUUCAGGACUCGAUAGAGACAUUCCGCUGUUACCUCUACUGGGGCCCAUCCUAUUGCUGACCUACACGCGUGGAGAAAACAAAUUCGAUGCUAUUUUAACUACAUCUUGCGUGUUUGGCAACCAUAAAAGUCUCAUUGCAACCUAUCCGCACUACGUUAGCAUUUUAUUUGAGGGGCUAAAAGAUAGGUUUAACCUCGGCAUGGACGGCGACUCCGACAUCGAGCCCGAAAUAAUCGAGGCCGUCGCCAAGCUGCUGUGCGACCUCUCACAAAUAAAGUUUACGAGUAGCGAAGGCCGUCACGUUCUACUUGUGAAUUGCUUGCGAGUUUUGUUAGGAAACUAUCAGCAGCUGGGCGUUCGUACGCACUGCCUGAGUGCCCUUUGCAAUCUUCUGUGCAUUGAGGUGCACCCUCCUUUGACCGCUUAUAUUUUACGCUGCCUUCUUUGCGUCAUUUUGGGCAGCAUGGACUCUCUCCCCACCGACUUUUUAGACAACCCAAACGUCAUUGAUUAUAAACAUCUGGAUCAGCAGCUUUUAUCGAAAAAUUCUAUAGAAGAACUUAACGAGCCCUUUUAUGCACCGCAGCUGCUUUUGUGUGCCGAGUCUCUUCGGCGGAUUUCUCUUUGGCUAAAUACUAGCGAGCAUAGCCUAGGCUCGUCGGUUUUGUCGAGCAUUUUUAGGGAGUUGCGAGGAGUAACUAAUGGUGCCUUUGCAGUGUGGGCCGUCUCACGGAAACUGGCAGACUUCUUUGGUACUGCUAUUGAGGAUGAUUUUUUAGUCGAUUUGCUGGAAGAGUGGGGUCUUGCCAACCACUACUAUUCGCCCCUCAGCGACUCGUUUUCGCAAGUAUUGAAGACUGCCAUGAAAGAAACUGAAAUGCCUGACAAAGGCGAUGUUCAAUCCCAAGUAACUGAACGCCUUAGAAUUUAUUUUGUAGCAGAAACCCUCCGCCGUACUCUCGCGGCUGGAUACCGUCCUACCCCUGAAAAUAUUUACCUGGAUAUUCCUAAGCUCGUGCACUUAGAAGAAGUUGAUGCAGAAAAUGAAAGCAACUCUUUUUUUUUACUUGAAAAGGAACUCGAGGCUCUGCCUUGCCAUCAACUUGACAUAUUUUCGAUUGAAGCUCCUCUCAAUGCUUUAGAAAAACUGACGCACGCUUGUAUGGAGAAGUUUGAAGAAAGUGAUGUGAAACAACUGAGCGAUAGUAUCCUUGUUCAUCUUGGAUUGAUCAAGUCCGAAGAAAGAAUCCGGAUUGCCGACAAGACGAUUUGCGGAUUGGCUAAGGUGGCCACGUGGGUUGUCCGCCAUCCACUUUUUAGCACUCUAAGCAUGAAGGCUACCGUAGCGUUACUAAUCAAACUUGUACGAAGUACUGGAACGUACCGCAAACGCGCGAGAAUGACCUCUUAUAUCUGCUUACUGCGCUUGCUUGACACGUGCUUCCAGUGUAUAAAUGAAGGCAUUUCGCCUUCUUUAAGAAGAAGUUGGUACGAGGAUCUUAUUAUCAUUGGAGCGAAACAGUGGCAUAGGAAGCUACGUAAUGGUGCCACUAUACAGCUAACGGCGGCUAUUGUACGCCUUGUGACGAAAACUCCCGCCUUACACGACCAAGUGGCGACCGUAUGCCAGCUUAUAGUUGAUUCAGCAGCCAAUGACGACCUGCAAGAACUUCGUGACCCUUUAUUUGAGGUCACGCAGGCGCUUGCAUCGUGCGCACCCACACUUUUGAAGUAUCCAGAGCCCACGCCUCUUCUUUCUGUGAAGGAUAACUGUACUUUCGUUCAGAAUCAAGAGCAUGCAGAAUAAAUAAUCUUUUGCUUUUA
This is a messenger RNA of Zophobas morio, 3722 nucleotides long. RefSeq lists its product as uncharacterized. The transcript has 31 exons. The coding region runs from base 16 to 3705 and encodes 1229 amino acids. The record is from RefSeq and is a predicted model, not a curated record. NCBI's taxonomy places the organism in Eukaryota, Metazoa, Arthropoda, Insecta, Coleoptera, Tenebrionidae. Gene Ontology annotation, biological process: signal transduction. Gene Ontology annotation, molecular function: GTPase activator activity.